ACCAGUUAAUACAAAAUGUUUUUGUGUUAAAAACGUAAUGUAAAAUUGUGACAUCAGUAUGAAUAAAUUUAAUCAUUUUGUUUUUAUUUUCAUAGUAGUACAAUGUUAUGCUGCAGUAAAUAUCGAAAAAUUUACCGAAGAUUCCGCGUUCAAUGACAGUGAACGAACGGCAAGUAAUAAAUCAUUGACUAUUGCCGACUGGAGAAUAUACGAUGAAUCUGAAGAGGAAGACAAAUCUUUAUCAGAUUUUGACUAUGAGGACAACACUAAUGAGUAUGACUUCUCUGGUGAAGAUCAAAACGACAGUCCUGAAAUAGAGAAGAUUGAAAGAACAUCAGAAACAAAAGCUAAACGACCAGCUAUCUUAACUGAUUCCAAAACGAAGACAGUAGAUGAUGAACAGAAAUCGGAAGAAGAUAAAGAAACUCAUCAUAAUAAUGUGGAAGAGAUUCCAGAAUUAUUGUUACCAAGAAGGAGAACAAUGAACCCACGUCCAGAUGUCAAAAUUCCAAAAACUGUACCUUCAGUUGCCGACUCUGAUUAUCCUCUAGCGACACCACAUCCAUUUCCGAUGUUCAGACCCAAUUUCGGCCAGUUCCCGAAUCAACUAUACAAGACGCCAUUGCCUAACUAUCCGACAAGAUUUCCGAUAUACGAGUAUUUGAAUCCACUUCGUGAGCCGCCAAAGCCUACCUUCAAUUUUAUGGGCAGCCCCGCAUACAGUUACAUGAGUCAGGAUACGACAAAUAACUAUCCCUAUAUGGGACAAAAGAGUUUCGCGUCCAUAACUUUUAAACCAUUCUUACGAUCAUACAUGCAAUAUCAGUUUUAA
Amyelois transitella is the source of this 832-nucleotide messenger RNA. RefSeq lists its product as uncharacterized. The record is from RefSeq and is a predicted model, not a curated record. The coding region runs from base 59 to 832 and encodes 257 amino acids. Lineage: Eukaryota; Metazoa; Arthropoda; Insecta; Lepidoptera; Pyralidae. The transcript is spliced from 3 exons.